GUUGGUCUGCGCGCCAGAAAGCGGCGCGGGUGUGCGGUUAUCGGCCCUAGCGCCCAGGGGGAGAGAGCGCCUCUCCCUGCCAGCCCCCGCCCUGCCAUCGGGGGGCGGGGUGGGAUGUGUGUGUGUUUGGCUGUGGUGGCUGUGGUGACAGUGGGCCAGGAAACCGACUUUUCUCCGAGAAGUACGUCAAGCAUUUGGCAAAUACUCAAAAAUUCUCUAUACAAACCGUGUAAUACGAGCGUGUAAUCCAGCCGAGUAUAUAAUGGACGUUAUGUGGAUAUGUGUGUCUCUCCCCCCACAUAUAUGAAGACCUAUCUAUCCCUUAUAUAAAAGCUCAUUUAUCUUCUACAAUAAUCUGGCAAAGAUGAAUGCCUGUGAUCAGAGGAACCAACGUCAUGAUUUGAUCAGUCUCCUCUGGCAAAAGAAGGGAAAUGUGUAGCCUUCAUAAGUGCUUCCUUUUAAUCAUUUAAGGGCUUUACUUCUGUUAUCUUGUCUCACGCUGACAGUAAAACUGGUUAAAUCGAGGCGGGAGCCUUUUGGAGAGAUCAGAUUUAUCGGUCAAUAAUUGAGGCUCCUGUACUUUAUUUCUAAACACUCUUAAAAUAUUUUACUAAUGGUUAAAAAUUAAACCCAAAUCUAACAACUGGCAUUCAAAAGAAUCUCAGCCAGAGGAAUUUGUCUACAAAGGGACAGAAAAUUCCAUCAUGCGACUGGUCCCAGUUUUCUUGGUUUUCUUGUCUCUCUCUUGUUUUUGUGGAUCAGAGAAUGCAGCCUCUAAUGCUGAAGAAAACCAGUUUCAGCAGGUUGAGCCUGCCCAGGCAGCUGAGCAAGACACAUUCCUCAUUGGAGAAUGCUUAAGCAACCAAUACACACACAAGUCCUGUGAGAAAGUUUUUUGUCACCCAUGGGAACGAUGUGUGGAGGGAAAAUGCCUUUGUAAGCUCCCCUACCAGUGCCCAAAGAAUGGCACUUCAGUUUGUUCCACCAAUGGAAAGUACUUCCAAACCUACUGUCACCUAAAGAGCUACCAGUGUCAACGUCCUGAAGCAAAGUUUCUGCACAAAGGAAGAUGCACGUCUGAAGGAACAUUUUCAAUCUCUGUGGACCAUGGAGAUUCAAAUUUGCUUCGAGUAAAACCUGUGAAUCAAAAGAACGACUUUUUUGUAUGUGAUAGCAAGUGGACUAUGAAUGAAGCAAAUGUGGCUUGCAGGCACCUUGGCUUUGAAUUAGGUGCUGAAUAUUACCAAGACAAUUCCAGCAUCACAGAAUCUGCCUUAAAUUCAUUGCACUGUCUACAAAUAACUUGCAGGGGCCUAGAGACAAGUCUUGCUGAAUGUCACAUAGAGAUGAAAUCAAGAGAUAUUAAUGAGGAAUUUGUUAGCCUCCAGUGCCAAGAAAAUCUCAGAGCUUGUUCAGAUGGUGAGUUUCAUUGUGUCAACAAGAAGUGCAUUUCUCUGAAUAAAACCUGUGAUGGAAUCAAUGACUGUGGAGACCUAAGUGAUGAACUGUGCUGUAGAGAGUGCAGAGACAACAGUUUCCACUGUCGGUCAAAUAUCUGUAUUCCAAAUAAGAAUGUCUGUAACAAAGAAAUUGACUGCCUCACAGGAGAGGAUGAAGCUCGAGUUCUCUGUGCAGGCAAAAACAAAGAUGAUGAAAAUCACAGUAUGGAUGAAGAAAGAAAGAAGAUAAAGACACUUCUUCCCCAACUACACUGUGGUCUUACAAAUCACACAUUAACUCGACGGAAAAGAAUCAUAGGUGGAGAGGUUGCAAGAAAGGGUGAAUUCCCUUGGCAAGUGGCAAUUAAAGAUACUGGCAGUGAAGCUACGACGGUGUACUGUGGCGGGGUUUAUAUUGGUGGCUGUUGGGUUCUGACUGCUGCACACUGUGUCAGGGCAAAUCGAGUUCAUCUGUACCGUGUCUGGAUUGGAAUGUUGGAUACAAUACAGUACAACAGAGAGACAGAUACUUUCAGGCUAAAACAACUGAUAAUCCAUGAAAAUUAUAAUGCAUCAACUUAUGAAAAUGACAUUGCUCUGCUGGAGCUGAGAGGUUCUGGGAAAGGAGAAUGCUUCUUGAAAGACAGCACACCUGCCUGUAUCCCCUGGUCAAAGUAUAUGUUCAAGACCGGAGACACAUGCAAGGUUUCUGGAUGGGGACUAGAGAAAGGUUAUACGAAACAAUUUAUCCUCAAGUGGGGCAAUGUUAAUUUAUUUCAGAAUUGUUCCAAAUUGUAUCCAGGACGAUUUUUUAAACAAAUGGCAUGUGCAGGUACUUACGAUGGCUCCAUAGACAGUUGCAAAGGUGAUUCAGGAGGACCCUUGGUCUGUUUUGAUGCAGAAAAUGUGGCGUAUGUCUGGGGUAUUGUGAGUUGGGGUCAGAACUGCGGGGAGGCUGGUCACCCUGGGGUGUAUACAAAAGUCGCCAGCUAUUAUGAUUGGAUUAGCCAUCAUGUGACGAGGAGCCUCAUUUCACGGUAUAAUAUCUGAGGAUCGGAAAAUUAAAUACUUCCUUCUUAUCACCCAUGCAAAAAUGAACACUAGUCCUUUUUUACAAUCAGCAGCUGUGUAACUUAGCAACAAGUAGUACAAAUCUUUAAAGAAUACAUUUUGAAAAUCCUUAAUGCUC
Messenger RNA from Egretta garzetta (little egret), 2628 nucleotides. RefSeq names its product complement factor I (gene CFI). Gene Ontology annotation, biological process: proteolysis. The record is from RefSeq and is a predicted model, not a curated record. Gene Ontology annotation, cellular component: membrane. NCBI's taxonomy places the organism in Eukaryota, Metazoa, Chordata, Aves, Pelecaniformes, Ardeidae. The transcript is spliced from 12 exons. Gene Ontology annotation, molecular function: protein binding; serine-type endopeptidase activity. The coding region runs from base 705 to 2489 and encodes 594 amino acids.